Cercocebus atys (sooty mangabey) is the source of this 3430-nucleotide messenger RNA. RefSeq names its product interferon induced transmembrane protein 10 (gene IFITM10). The coding region runs from base 2240 to 2950 and encodes 236 amino acids. Gene Ontology annotation, cellular component: plasma membrane. NCBI's taxonomy places the organism in Eukaryota, Metazoa, Chordata, Mammalia, Primates, Cercopithecidae. The record is from RefSeq and is a predicted model, not a curated record. The transcript has 3 exons.
UCAGGGCAGCACCAGGACAAGCAUUUGGGGUGCCCUGGGCCUAUGGCCCCCUGCCCUUCCCAGCCCAUGGGCUCCAGGGCUGUGGCCAGCUGUCCAGCCUGGUUGGCCAGCGGGGACCGACUUGUUCCCAGGUCUGGAGCAGUGGCCGGCAGGAUGUGGCCUUGGCUGGGGCUGCAGGGUGGGGCCGACAGGGUGUCCAGUAUGAGUGCCAGCCUUGAGGAGUGAUUUCAGGGAAGUGGCCCAGCCAGGCAGCCAUGGCACUUGAACAGAGGAUGUUUCCGCUCUCAGGGACCAUCAGAGCAGGCCUCCCAGUCACCCUCCGUAGCCCUCUCAUCCUGGGAAAGAAAUGGCCCCAGGUGGCAUGGGUGGCUGGCCUAUCUGGGCCUUCUUGCUUCCCAGGCCCUAGAAGCAGCUUUGUGCGCAGUGAGCCGAGCUGGCGCCAGUCAAGCCUGCCCAGGGUCGCUGGUUGCAGGGAUUGGACUCAGAAGUCCCCUCCAGCCACAGUUGCCACAGUCACGGAUGUCCAGGCUGAUGAAGGCAGUGUGCUUGUUCCGCUGGGAGGGGAGGGAUUGGGAGCAUUGCCUGGAUGCAGUGGUAGCAGCCCAUGGGGUUUUAAGGGCUAAGUAGGAGUUUGUGGGCAUGUGGUGGUGGGCGCAGAGUUCCUUUUGGGAUCAGUAGCUCUGGAGUCUCUUGGAGCCCCACCCCAACAGGUUAGAAGAUGAGGCGAAUGUGACAUUUGCCAUUAUCCUGAUGCCUCCGCCUGAGGGUGGUGGCUGCCUUGGCCUUCCUCCCAAGGGGGUUCCAGGGCUUGCACCCCAGAGUCACACCACGGCAGACACCUGGAGCAAGAACAUUUACCCGGGGUGGCACGGAGGCUUGGAAACACAUGCCUAACGUUUGGCAUUCCUGGAAUCUGAGCAGAGCCCGGCAGAGCUCUGCAGGGCCUGGCAGGGCUUCUGGGGAGACAAAUGUCCCGUCGUCAGAUGCUUUGUGCACUGAGGCCCGGCGGGGGGGGGGCAGAGAGGUGCAAGGAGGCAGCCGUGCCCUGUUGUCCCCGCCCUGUCCCACUCUCCCCGUCUCCCUCCCUCUGCAGCUUGUCAGCUCCGUCCAGCUCCCAUCUUCACGGCUGCUGCCCUGGGGUUGCUCUGAGGGCUCCCUCCCGCCUGGCAGGAUUCUCGGGGCCCUGGAGUCUGACCCCAGGCUCCUCUGGUUUUCUAGCUGGUGAUUGGACCCUGGAGUCCCUCCUGUCUAGACACGGUUGUAACCAGAAAGCCCUAGCAGAGAGUAUGCUGGAGCCCAGGCCCUUGGGGAGCCCAGUACAGUCACAUGAAUGCUGGCUGUGCUGUUUGGCUGGGCCCUGGCUCUGCCCUGUGACCUCUGUGACCCUUGGCUCCCUCUCAGUGGUGUUUCCUGGCCUCAGAGAGAGGCAGCCCCAAGGUGGCCUGAGGCCGGGAGCAGGCCCUGGCUCCCCUGUCACCUACCCAGUGACCUUGGGCAGGCCCUGGCCCCUCAGGCCCAGGCAACCCUCUCCUCCUAUGGAGGCCUCCUCACUGCUCGAGGCCUUCAGGGCAGACUGGGGCAGCACUGGGGAGAGGCCGUGUGGUAGGCCAGUGUCUCCCAGAAGGUGGUGGCUGGUCAGGUAGGCCCAGUUCAGAUGCUGGGGAGACAUGGGGGCGUGGUACACAGGCCACACACAGCCUGGGAGGCCCCCAAGAUCAGGCCCCGCCUGAGGACAGCAGGUCCAGUUUUCCCUGGGCCAGGCCCUUGGAAAGGAGGAGGGAGUUGGGGAGGGAGAACGGAACCCUGGUUCUCUGGCAGGCCCCUUCCACCCAUGGCCUGUGGGCUCCAGGGAGAGCAUGGCCAGGGUGCCCAAGGAGAUGAGGAGGAGGCCCCUCAGGCUUGAUGACCUCUCCUGCUCACUAGGGUUUAUCAGCAUCAUUUAAGAUCAGCCCUGUGCUGUGGGUUCCUGGCGUGCUGUGGAUAACGCUAUGCCAGGGGUCAGCCCAGGCAUGAGGGGUGGAGACUAGGCUGGAAAGGGGAGGGGCUUGCAGAGGGCUGGGCUUUUCCAGAGGAUCAGGGUUCAGAACAGAGGUUUGGGGAGAGAAAGGGUUCAGAGAUGACCUGGGGUUCAGGCACAGGCAGACAGAAGGACCCCAAGCAGGACUGGCCUUCCAGACAGGAAAGAGGGUUGCGGAGACACAGGAGGCCAAUUUAGAGAGGCAGAGGAGAAAGGAGUUUCAUGGGAAGACAGGGCUUGGGGAGAGAUGAGGGAGGGAAACGGGGGCCGCCAUGCACCCUCAGCUUCCGGGGGACUUUGGAGAGGGUCGGGGCUCAGUGGGAGCCGGAGGCCCAGGGCCCCGACCAGUGCCCAGCCCCGCUGGGAGCCCCGGCCAGCACCACGGACGGCGCCCAGGAAGCCCGAGUCCCCCUGGACGGGGCCUUCUGGAUCCCGAGGCCCCCGGCAGGUUCGCCCAAGGGCUGCUUCGCUUGCGUGUCCAAGCCCCCCGCCCUGCAGGCUCCAGCGGCCCCUGCCCCUGAGCCCUCGGCCUCUCCCCCGAUGGCGCCCACACUGUUCCCCAUGGAGUCCAAGAGCAGCAAGACCGACAGCGUGCGGGCCACCGGCGCGCCCGCGGCCUGCAAGCACCUAGCCGAGAAGAAGACGAUGACCAACCCCACGACCGUCAUCGAGGUCUACCCGGACACCACCGAGGUGAACGACUAUUACCUAUGGUCCAUCUUCAACUUCGUCUACCUCAACUUCUGCUGCCUGGGCUUCAUCGCCUUGGCCUACUCCCUCAAAGUGCGAGACAAGAAGCUUCUCAAUGACCUGAAUGGAGCCGUGGAGGAUGCAAAGACGGCCCGGCUGUUCAACAUCACCAGCUCUGCCCUGGCAGCCUCCUGCAUCAUCCUCGUCUUCAUCUUCCUGCGGUACCCCCUCACCGACUACUAAGGCCUGCCAGGCACAUCCGCUGGUGGAGACAAGCACUGAGACAUGUUUAUUCUCAUGGUCCCUGAAACGCAGGAUCCCAUGAGGUUGGGGCAGGGCAGAGCUUCUUGUCCUGGGGCUCCCUUGAGCUGUGAACCGGGCAGCAAGGCCAUCAGAAGCUGAGUACAGCAAGGGGGCAGUGAGCUUGGCCCUCAGCCCACCCCCUCCGCCUCCUGGCCUCCGCCCUGCCUGUGUCUGGGGCCUGGGGGCUUCUCCCCUCACUGCUGCACCCUGGCUUCCAGUGUCUGUGUCCCUGCCCUCACGUGCCCCUUCCCAGGCUCCUGGGGCUCUUUGGACCUGACACCUAGCAGGAAGGGCUUAGGCAAAAGUGUCCCAGGAUGAGACGACUCACUCUAUGCUCCCUGUCCCUGCCUCCUCCACGCUGUGACCCUGCUCAGAGCCCUCGUGUCUGUGAACUUUCAAUGAAAUACCCAUGCAGCUCCA